Molecule: messenger RNA, 609 nt
Organism: Aspergillus nidulans FGSC A4
Lineage: Eukaryota; Fungi; Ascomycota; Eurotiomycetes; Eurotiales; Aspergillaceae
Exons: 3
Coding region: 1-609 (202 amino acids)
Source: RefSeq, a predicted model, not a curated record
AUGCCGUCACAGGCUGCUAAGCCCUCGGCAGCCGAGCGGAGGCUCGCUCGGUCCCACGCUGCUCGGUCCACCCAUGCCAGAGCCAGGCGUCUGCGGACCAUCCAGUACCAGGCCCAGAAAGCGCAAGACGCAAGUAACGAGCUGCAAGAGGACAGUGGCGAGCUUCCUCAGUACGGGCUGCUCCAUGCACUCUCCUAUUACAGGCGAGAUCCUUUCGAGAGCUCUGCCAGACGGCUGCGGCCCAUGGAGCAGAUGUUUUUCGAUCACUAUUUGACUGUUAUUAUUCCUCUUAUGCGUUGUAACGGUUUAGAUGUGGAGUUCUACCGGCGCAUGACAUUGUCCUGGAUCCCGCUCGCGCUUUCUGAUGACGGCCUGCUGAAUGUACUCUUCCUGGCGGCGUGCCGUCACCUCAGUGAGUGUUAUCAGACACGGCCACAGGCAGAGCCUUUCUCGCGGAUGGCUUUCCAGUACAAACUGCGCCUUUUGAGGUCGCUCAGAGAGGAGAUUUCUGCCGAGACCGCACAUUUUACCGACGCCAGUGUGAUAAAAGCUAUAAUGCUCGCUUAUGACGAGGAAAAACUGUCACGUCGCCUUUUGAUCAACGCAUAA